GGUUUUACGGGUCUAACUGCUCUAUUCCCUGUCCCGAUGUCAACUGUCAGUACUGUCACAUAGAGACGGGCACCUGUCAGGGAUGUAAACCUGGGUAUCAAGGUUAUCGCUGUGAAUUAGCCUGUCCACGUUUGUUGUUUGGGAAAGACUGUUCGGAGAAAUGCAUUGACACUUGUGCAGGGUGCAAUAAUGUCAAUGGUUUGUGUGACUCAGGAUGUAUCCCUGGUUGGAUGGGUGACCUCUGCAGUAAAGUGUGUCCCCCAGGAUCCUAUGGUGCUGCAUGCAAAUUUACGUGUGGACACUGUCUUGACGUAAACCAGUGUGACCAUGUUACUGGGUCAUGUUUAACUGGAUGUAGUGCUGGUUAUAUGCGGGAUUUAUGUAAAACACCUUGUCCUUCUGGAUUCUUUGGGCAAAACUGUUUGGAGAUAUGCGAAGACACCUGUACAGGAUGUAAUAAGGUCAAUGGUUUGUGUGACACUGGAUGUAUCCCUGGUUGGACGGGUGACCUCUGCAAUAAAGUGUGUCCCUCAGGAUCCUAUGGUGCUGCAUGCAAUUUAACGUGUGGAAAAUGUCGUGACGUAAACCAGUGUGACCAUGUUACUGGGACAUGUUUAACUGGAUGUUGUGCUGGUUAUAUGGGGAAUUUUUGUAAAACACCUUGUCCUUCUGGGUUCUUUGGGCAAAACUGUUCGGAGGUAUGCAAAGACACCUGUACAGGAUGUAAUAAUGUCAAUGGUUUGUGUGACUCUGGAUGUAUCCCUGGUUGGACGGGGGACCUCUGCAAUAAAGAGUGUGUAAAAGGAUCGUAUGGCACUCGCUGUAAUGAAACAUGUGGAAAAUGCCGCGAUGUAAACGAGUGUUCAAAUGUCAAUGGAAUUUGUUUGAACGGAUGUGAUGCUGGUUUUGAAGGAGACCUAUGUAGAACAAGGUGUGCCAUCGGUUUAUACGGCAUUGACUGCAAAGAAAUUUGUGGAAACUGUCGUGAUAUUGACCAAUGCUUUCAUACAAACGGAACAUGCUUAACUGGAUGUGAUGAUGGUUAUCAGGGAGACGUGUGUAAAACACCUUGCCCACUGGGUUUUUUUGGAAAAGACUGCAUGAAGAAAUGCAAGGAAACGUGUCUAGGAUGUAUUAAUGUCAAUGGUUCAUGUGCUGCUGGGUGUUUACCGGGCUGGAUAGGAAACUUUUGCGAUAAAGAGUGCCAUACAGGAUUUUAUGGCGUCUCCUGCAAAAAGACAUGUGGAAACUGUCAUGAUUUAAAACAAUGUGACCACACCAAUGGUACAUGUUUAACUGGAUGUUUGGCUGGCUAUAUGGGGGAUAUGUGUCAAACACGUUGCCAACCUGGCUUUUUUGGACGAGACUGCUCUGAGAAAUGCAUCGAGACAUGCAAUGGAUGUAAUGAUGUCAAUGGACUGUGUGACUAUGGAUGUGUACCUGGCUGGAUAGGAUAUUUCUGCAAUAAAGAAUGUGACAAAGGAUCGUAUGGUUUUGAAUGUAAUGAAACAUGCGGACACUGUCGUGAUGUACAACAAUGCUCCAAUGUCAAUGGCUCUUGCUUGACUGGAUGUGAUGAUGGUUAUGAAGGGGACUUAUGUAAAUCACGUGAGUAUACAAACACAAAGGCACAGACGAAACAAGCUACUUAUUAUUAUAAAAAGAUCUUUUAAAAAUCAUAUUGAAAAAACAAAAAAAUGUGGUAAAAACAUUUUUUUAAUUACGCGAUCCGAUUACAAAUGUAGUAGUACUAAAAUAAACAUAUUUACGUUUUACUUGCGGCAAACAUACAUUGUAGAGGGUAAGUCUGUACGUCCGUAUAAAUUGAUCAUGGUUUACUGAAUGUGAUAAAAGGUUAUCAAGGAAAAUUGUAUAACAUACGCGAGUAUAUAUAACAUCUCUGAAAGUAUUCAUAGAUAGAUAGAUAGAUAGAUAGAUAGAUAGAUAGAUAGAUAGAUAGAUUAUUCAUAUGUUUUUACACCGCAUUGUUAAUACUUAUGCAAAUUUGAAAUUGUCAAUAAAAAAAGAAGAAGGUACAGAUAAAUGAAGGUAAGUCCAAUAGAACUCAAAUUUACAUGAUAUGUAUAGUGUUUGUUUUGGUUAAUAUACCUUUAUCAAGAUCACAAAAACAAUCAAACAACGUAAGUUGCACACAAUUGGUUUUAACGUAUUUUGAUUAUAACGUAUUAUACUGUGUGGUUUUCUUAAUGUUAGAUUUCAACAAUUUAUCAAUACCACUUGUAUUGCAGGGUUUAGUGAUUUGACUCAAUAAUAUUCCAUUCAAUCUUUGUGAAUGUUCUUUAUGAAAAAUUACGAGGAAAAAAAUGGUAUUUGAUCUAAUCAUGAACAAGUUUCCAUUCAUUCUGCCCAUGGUGUAUAGUUAUCGAAACUUUACGCCCAAAGCAUUUGAUAUCUCUCUAUUUCAAUAUAGGAAAACGCCUGGUGUAAUUCAAGUUGCUAAAAUUAAUUUCAGUGUUUGAUUACUCUUAUUUGUUAAAUAUAAAAACAUUAAUCGAUGACAAUAAAGUUUUCUUCAUAAUAAAAAAUAACUAUAUUUUUUCUGACUAUCAGGACAAUAGAAAGUUUAUGUUCCCCUCGAAAGCAAUUAUUUUUCUUGACGUCGCCAGGUGAAAUAGUUUCUUGUUUGGGAAAACAUAAACUUGCUAUCGUCCUCAAAGCAGGUAAGUACAUAUAUUAUAUACAUAAAUGUUCAUAAUAUUUAAUCCGAUCUUACUAUAUGUCGCUGAUACACGAAUCAAUUUAACUUCCGGUAUUUAUUAUUUCAAGAUGUUUUUGCAAACCGUACUGUAUGUUUCGUGUACAGUUAAAAAGUAAAAAAAAAAGAGAAGAAGACAGCGAAUGGUGCUUGUUAUGCGCAAUGUAACAAUUAACAACAUAUUAGCUAAUAUCAUUGUAAUGACGGCAGUUUUGGGAAAGGUAUGGUAAGUAUUUGUUUUCUUAGUGUAAUACUUGGGAAGGAAUGACAUUAUAUUUUGAUGAUCAUACAGGAUUGUGAAGGAUGCACGUAUAAAAUAUCAUUUUGAGCACUGCACAAUCUAUGACUAAAACGUAGGUUGUUAAAAGUAACAAAACGAAACCAAAAUUGAUAUGUUCUGUACAUAUUAAACAGUGAGGAUACUUAUAUAAUGUGAUAUCAAUCUGACUUGUUGAUGGUUAUAGAUGUUAUUGUUUAACGUUGCUAUUUUUUGUCUUGACCAUGUUUACUUCUUUAACUUCCAAUGGCUUCAAUGAUAUAUCUCGAUUUUUAUAAAUAAAAAGCCCUAGUCAAACAAAAAACACGUGUACUAAAUACGCAAAUGGUUGAUUUACUAUACUUAAGUUUUUGGGCAUUUCGCCAUACGCACGGGGGUAUUUUUAACGGAUUUAAACGUACUGCGUAACUAUUGUAAAUUCCGCCUAUUCGUCAAUUACCACUUUUACCAUAGACUUCAAAUUAUUGCUAUCUAUUCUUUUUCUCGGUUGACUUUGUUGACAAUAGUAGGUAUUUGAAAAAUAUUGUGUAACAGUGAUAACGAGUGUUCACAUUUAUAUCAAUCAUUUCCUUUUCUACAAGUUUUGUCUUUUGUCUUAAAAAUAAAAAUUUAAAUAUGUACUUAAAUAGUCUGGGCGACCUGAACAUGAGAGAAAUAUAUUCACUGAUAUAAGAACUGAUUUAAGAACAUAGAUCGUCUGAAUAGGAGGACAUAUUCUUGGAUCCGGAUGGUGAUGGCUUUUUUUUCAAAAAUGAAAUCUUCUGAUUUUAUCAUUAACAGUAAUAUAUUGUAAACAAGAAUCAUAAUUUAAUCUAACCUAAUUAUAGGAACAGUGAUCAUUUCUUCUUUCAUACCUGACACAUUUUGCAAUUUGCUUAUGGAGACCAGGUGUCCUAUUAUUGUGAAGAUAUGAGAACGAUGUUUUAAGGAAUGCUCAGAAGUAAUUAACAUAAAGAGAAUACCAAGUAAGUUACCUGGAAUAAUAGUGUUUCGAAAAACAGAACAUUAUAUAGAUUUUACUUAGAAAAAGAGCAAUACGAAUAACAAAUUAAA
This is a messenger RNA of Magallana angulata, 4046 nucleotides long. Its product is annotated as multiple epidermal growth factor-like domains protein 10. The transcript is spliced from 12 exons. Bases 231 to 1673 code for a protein of 480 amino acids. The record is from RefSeq and is a predicted model, not a curated record. Lineage: Eukaryota; Metazoa; Mollusca; Bivalvia; Ostreida; Ostreidae. Gene Ontology annotation, molecular function: scavenger receptor activity.